CAAAACAUCUAGACGCGUGUAGUACCAAACCUAAACUACAGAGUUCCUUAUCACCUUCUCGGCGGAAGUGACGCAUGACGCACUGACGCGGCCGGAAACUCGCCAUCUUGAGGGAGGAAAAAAAACGCCUUGAAGUUAAAGAGGAAACUUGAACUUGGAGUCAAAAGGGCGUCUGUCAAACAUGGGGAACAUAUUUGCAAACCUCUUUAAAGCCUUCAGUAAGAAAGAGAUGAGGAUUCUUAUGGUGGGUCUCGAUGCUGCUGGAAAGACCACGAUUCUGUACAAGAUGAAGCUCGGGGAGAUCGUUACCACCAUCCCAACAAUUGGUUUCAAUGUUGAAACUGUGGAGUACAAGAAUAUAAGUUUCACAGUUUGGGACGUGGGUGGUCAAGAUAAGAUUCGACCGUUGUGGCGCCAUUAUUUUCAGAACACACAAGGUCUGAUCUUUGUGGUUGACAGUAACGACAGAGAGCGUGUGAAUGAAGCGCGAGAGGAGCUGAUGAGGAUGUUGGCUGAGGAUGAGCUCAGGGAAGCAGUUCUGCUUGUGUUUGCCAACAAACAGGAUCUACCGAAUGCCAUGAACGCUGCAGAAAUCACAGACAAGCUGGGGCUGCAUUCGCUCCGGCACAGGAACUGGUACAUCCAGGCCACAUGUGCCACAAGCGGCGACGGCCUUUAUGAAGGACUCGACUGGUUGUCCAGUCAACUGAAGAACCAGAAAUAAUGACCUCACUGUACUGAUCUUCCUUCGUUCCAUAUUUUCAACACUUGCUUUACUCGGCUCAUUUCAAACCCCAUUAACACAGAAAAUAUCUCCCUACAGCGUGAAGAACGUUGUCAAAGUGUUGCUCUCAUUUUAAUGUAAAUAGUUUUUGUUGGGAGGCAGCUUUUUGAGCACAUUUAUCCAAAAUAGAUUUAGUCUUUUCUCGUUCUUACUGUUUGAGUCAUUGGAGAGAGUUUUAAGUCCUGUAAACUCUCUCAGGUCUCAUUUGAAUCUUGCACAUGUAUUAUUUGAUUGUGCUUUUAAUAGAUGUACUGUAAACAAAGCUGUUAUGUUUUGUCUUGAACAGAGUACUUGAAAUCAAACAUUACAGACACUACCUGCACAUAUAACGGUUCAAUUUCCAGGAAAGGAAACCAAAAACGAUUACACUGUAAUCUCAGCAAAGGCUGAGGUGACCUGUAGCUUUACUGUCUUCAUGCUUUAGGAGCCAUAGAGUUGUGAAGACAGAACACAUAUAUUUCUCUUAUGAGAUUCCUGAAACACAACAGAUGUUUCGCUGUGAGUUUGUGGGAGAAAUGUUGUUGUGGAUGAGGUUAAUCAAGGUUUGUAGAAGGGUAGAGUUACAUUUUCAGGCACGUAACAGAAAUACGAUUUUAUUUUUUAAGGGUACUGUUUCAUGAAAACAGUGUGGCUUCAUUUUCUAUAUGCUAAAAUAAUGAAUUUGCUUAAAAAUUUUGGGUGGUUACAUUUUUUUUUAAGAUUCAACCAGAAAGAGAAACUGAAACAUUGGUUUUAUACAUAAAGCAUUACAUUUUGUGUCGUUUUAAUGCACUAAGAUUUACUUUCUGUUUCAUAUUUUGGACUUAGAAUCGAACCACCAUCAAGAGUUAACAACAGCCUCAUCUAACUACAUGCAGUAACUUGAUCUCCAACAAAUUAAAUUCUUAUUAAUACAUAACCUGAAAGCAAUAUUGAGAGUGUUGGCAUGUUUAUAUCAAUGCUUUCUGUUCUGCAUGCAGAAGUUAUUUUUAACACCAAAAAAAGCUGUGGUGCCUUUACGGUAAACAGACUACCGUUUCAGAUGAACAACCUUCCUGGUCAGUGUUAGGGCUGGUGGUUUAAAGUUACUUUAUCUUUUUUUUUCUCUCCCUAUUAGCCUCUAAUUUGGUAGACACUGAUUAUUUUGCAUUAAAAUUAUGUGAAUCUCUUAACAAAUUGUUUUAUAGUGACUCUUAACCUAUGUUUUUUACAUUUUGACAGAAAUGCACUGUAAUUAAAGAUAGUAUAACUGGA
Messenger RNA from Carassius gibelio (silver crucian carp), 2017 nucleotides. Its product is annotated as ADP-ribosylation factor 1-like. NCBI's taxonomy places the organism in Eukaryota, Metazoa, Chordata, Actinopteri, Cypriniformes, Cyprinidae. Gene Ontology annotation, cellular component: plasma membrane; cytoplasm. Gene Ontology annotation, molecular function: GTPase activity; GTP binding. The transcript is spliced from 5 exons. Gene Ontology annotation, biological process: vesicle-mediated transport; intracellular protein transport. The record is from RefSeq and is a predicted model, not a curated record. The coding region runs from base 182 to 724 and encodes 180 amino acids.